GUCACGAACAACCACGUCUUACAGCCAAGCUUCUAGCGACCUAGUCUUCCAUUGUGUUCACUCAAUUCUGGUGGAAAGCGCGUAAUAAGGAUGGACGAGCCCAUGCCGGACGCAGACGCAGCUCUGCCUACAGAACAAGCCGGAGCAGUUCCAGAGGAUCGCAGUCAAGAGCAAGCAACUCGAGAUAUCGAUGCCCAACAAUCGGACUCUACAGCGCUCUCUUCGGUGCCGCCGACUGAUUCGGAACAUAAGGAGUCUGAUAACAUCGUCGUCGCAUCCAGGAAGUCGUCAUCAGGCGCGAAUGGCGCGAAUGCAGAGCAACAGCCAACCGAGCUAGCUACGGAAGCCAGUGAGGAAACCUCUCGCCCGGCUGACGCGGGAAGCUUGGAAUCGACAGCAACAGCUACAGCUCAGGACCCUUCUCUGAGCGCGACGACAACAGAUGGGUUCGUAGUCCCUGCUGUGCCAACUAACGGAAGUGCAAGCAGCACGCCAAGAGGUCGAGGACGGGGUCGCGGCGGUCGACCUCGAGGUAGCCGCGCUUCAAAUGUAGCCACUCCACACAGUGCAUCCGGAGACUCCAUACUCGUCAAUCCAGAUGGCACUCCCGUCUCUGGGCGAGCUCGCGGCCGCGGUAGAGGUGGUGGUCGACCUAGAGGCAGCCGGGCAAGAGGAGGCGGGAGAGGUGGCAAGCGGAAGAGAGACGGAGACGAAGAUGAGGAUGACGAAGCAUCUGACUCCAGUGUUGAGAUCACGCCUGUAGCUACAGAGACACGGUCCGGGCGUUCGAUACAGAAGCCGACGAGCUUUGUGCCGCCACCUCCUUCACCCACCACGAACAAACGAAAACGCCCAUACAACUAUCGCAACCCUCAAGCCGCAGUUUGCAAAGUAUGUUUGCGUGGUACUAGUCCUGCCAGUAAUCCUGUUGUUUUCUGCGAUGGGUGCAAUGCGCCUUACCAUAGGUGGUGCCAUAAGCCACCGAUCGAGCAGGCUGUCAUCGACAAGGAGGAUGCAGAGUGGUACUGUCAAUCGUGCGCAGCAGCAAGAGUGGUGCCAGUCUCUAUCACUGAGGUGUCGAGCUUCGUCAGCGUCACUGGAGCGAGCGAGGAUCAGCGAAGGAAGUAUUUUGCUGCUUUGCCGCCAGGGUUUCUGGUGACGUUACUUGUGAAAGCUACGACCUUCAGACCUGAUCUCCCAGUCUUCCAUCCGAAGUUCAAGGAACUCGUGGCGGCCUCACAGCAGAAUGGCCAUCUUGAAGCAAAUCCUGCUGCACCAUCAUUGAAUGGUAAGGAGGCCGUUCGCCAGAGCGCAGAAGCUGCUGUGGCCACUCCCACGACUACUGCUGCAACGAGCAAUGCCAUCACGACAUCCAAUUCAACAGUCGGCGCGACACGAUCCACUAGUACCACACAACCCCGUAUACCCGCAAGCAAUGGGCCAUCGCCCGAUGAUGCGGCGUACACAGACGAUGUACACCCUGAGAAUUACCCUCGUCCUGGCCAAGGACUGAUGAGUACUUUGCCUCCAGAGACCGAAGAUCUUGAGUGGCUCGUCGAUGAUGACGACAGGAAUGGUGUGUUCACUCACCUGUACCACGAACCGACAAAGGCGCCUCCUCCGGUUGCUGCUGCACCAACUGGUAAUGAUGGGUUGGUCUGAACUCGUGUGGAUUGGCGUUAGCGGAAAAAUCAUGACAACUUGUAACAUUAUGAGGGCUUCAACGCGGUAUGAUUGG
This is a messenger RNA of Cercospora beticola, 1738 nucleotides long. RefSeq names its product phf1/phf2 family PHD finger domain-containing protein. Gene Ontology annotation, molecular function: DNA binding; chromatin binding. Gene Ontology annotation, cellular component: nucleus. The record is from RefSeq and is a predicted model, not a curated record. Gene Ontology annotation, biological process: chromatin organization; regulation of DNA-templated transcription. NCBI's taxonomy places the organism in Eukaryota, Fungi, Ascomycota, Dothideomycetes, Mycosphaerellales, Mycosphaerellaceae.